AUGAUCCAGUCUGUCGCAGAUUACCUGGGCGACUACGAGGGCGAGGUUCCUUGGGGCACUCUGCACGAGCGCGCAAAAGCGUGCGACUUCACGGGCGUGCCCGAGCCUUUCUCCCUGAAGUGGGAUCCGCCUGGCCAGUACUCCAUGCAAGUGUUCAUUGCUACGAAGCCCGACGGCAAGCACGACAUCUUGAAGGACGUGAACCUCCUGGGGGUGCCGACCAGGACGGACUCGUGCCUUCAGGACAUGCUGGCGAAGCUGGAGGGCUACCAGCUGCGCCGCCACGCCGUGGUCCCCAAGGCUGGCAGGGGUGCUUCCAGGAAACCGGCCGACUGGGAGCUCAAGGAGGCAGGGUGCAAGUUCAUACGUGGGCCGCGCACCAACGAUGCCAACCAAUUCAUGGCGUUCGCGGAUCGGGAGAGCUCCCGGCCAGAAUCUCCCAUCAUUGGCUGGGAGGAGAAUCGCAUCGAGAGGGCCAUCAACAAUAAAGCGAAAGGCACGGCAAACGCCAAGGGCCUCAAGAUCUGGGUCUUGACGACUCGCGGCUUUGGCCCUUGGUUCCUCGACGACGUGAUCAAGCCCAUCCUGGCUUCCACCCUCAGGGCCUUCGGCGUGGCGUGGAUCGGCAAGACUCGCGUCAAGAAGAGCGCUGGGUCGAAGACCCUGGCCUUCAUGAUGAGCCGCGUGGAGAUCGAGGAGCUGGAGCAAUCUAGAGAAGGCGAAGCGGGGGAGCUUGUCCCGACGAUCGUGACCGCCAAGCACUUCGAUCUCUUCAAAGGUGAGCCAAUGACCCGCGUCAGGCCCGCCAUCUUUGACGACGGCGAGUUGGCUGAUCAGUCGGCGUCUAUUCUGAAAACCUUCCUGACCCCGAGCGAGGAAGACGCCACGAUCUGGGCUCGGUGGGGUUGUUCCGAGUUCGACACUGGGUCCCCCCGUCAGGUCAGCAACAACGCGUACGACAAACACUUCGAG
Prorocentrum cordatum is the source of this 972-nucleotide messenger RNA. Lineage: Eukaryota; Dinophyceae; Prorocentrales; Prorocentraceae. The record is from the annotation of a GenBank genome assembly.